GGGAAUUCUAGCAGACGACUGUGAAUGCUGGUCUUAUCUGUGUGUUCUCCUAAUCUUGAUUUUAGUUUUUAUGGAUUCCCUGAAAUGGAUUGGUUUCCAAAUCUUAAGAAAAAUGAAGGGAAGGAAGCCCAAACGUUAUGAAAACUCUGAUUCGGAAGAAAUUAGUUUUUCGGAGGAGUCUAUGGAGUAUGAUUUCAUCACUAUUCAGAAUGCUACAAAUAAUUUCUCUAAGACAAACAAGAUAGGAGAAGGAGGUUUUGGUGUCGUAUACAAGGGUACAUUUGAAAACGGACAACAAGUUGCUGUGAAGAAGUUGUAUCAAAACUUAAAGGGAGGUAGUCAAGAAUUUAAAAAUGAGGUCACUUUAAUGGUCAAGUUUCAACACAGGAAUUUGGUCAGGCUUCUUGGUUUUAGCUUGGAAGGAAAAGAAGUGCUUCUUGUAUAUGAAUUUGUUCCCAAUGGCAGCCUUGACAAUUUUUUAUUUGAUCCGGUAAAACGUGAAUGUUUGGGUUGGGAAAGACGUUACAAAAUAAUAGAAUGCAUUGCCAGAGGGCUUGUCUAUCUGCACGAAGGCUCUUAUAUUCGCAUUAUUCAUUGCAAUCUCAAAGCUAGUAAUGUUUUACUAGAUGAAGAUUUGAACCCAAAGAUUGUGGACUUUGACAUGUCCAAGUUGUUUACUUCAGACAAAAUCCACAUCUCGACAAGCAGAAUCAUGAGAACCAGCAGAUAUAUGGCACCUGAGUAUGCGUUGUUGGGUGAAAUUUCUAUUAAAUCAGACGUAUAUAGUUUUGGAAUGCUAAUUCUGGAAAUUAUAAGUGGACAUAGGAUUUCUAGUUUUCAAAAUGGAGAAUCUAGAAAUGAUGACCUUUUAAGCUAUGCUUGGACACAUUGGAAAGAUGGGUCCACUUCAAAUGUGAUUGAUUCUAUGUUGAAAGGUAUAUCAAGUCCAGUGGAUGAGAUAACAAAAUGCAUCCACAUUGCCUUGCUGUGUGUUCAAGAAAGUGUUGCAGAUAGACCAAAAAUGAUUGAAGUUCUUCAAAUGCUAAAUAACUUAUCUAUGAGGCUUCCAGAACCCCUAGACCCUGGACUUUUUAUUCGUGGCAGCAUCAGUUCAGAGGCUUCAAGUCAGUUUACCAAAAAUGUGAAGUCAAUUAGUGAUCAAUAUGUCAGGAAAAUGCAGAAGAAGGCCAAAAGCUAUGCGAAGACUGUGGAUGAAUCUUGCUCAAGUGUUGAAAUUAGUUCUGUGGAGUCUCAUCUAAUAAAAUACGAAUUGAUUACCUUACAAAAUGCAACAAAUAACUUCUCUCGAGAAAACAUAUUAGGACAAGGGGCAUUUGGUGUAGUAUACAAGGGAAAACUUAAAAAUGAGCUAGAAGUUGCUGUGAAGGUAUUGGACUGUUCAAGGCAUUUCCUAGAGAUUUUUAAAAAUGAGGUGGCUUUACUAGCUAGGAUUCAACACAGGAAUUUGGUGAGGCUAUUUGGUUACUGCCAAGAAGGAAGAGAAAUGAUUCUUGUCUAUGAAUUUGUUCCCCAUGGCCUUGAUGAAUUUUUAUUUGAUCGUAUAAAAUGUGGAUAUUUGGAUUGGGGGAGACGCUACAAUAUAAUAGAAGGCAUUGGCAAAGGGCUUGUUUAUCUGCACGAAGACUCUCGUCUUCGCAUUGUACAUCGCAAUCUCAAUGCUAGUAAGAUUUUGCUAGAUGCAGAUUUGAACCCAAAAGUUACAAACUUUGGCCUUGCUUGGUUCUUUGCUUUAGAUGAAAUUGAAGGCUCUACAGACAAAGUCGUGGGGACCUGCUCAUAUUUUGCCCCAGAGUAUGCGAUGAAUGGUGAAAUUUCUGUUAAAACUGAUGUAUUUAAUUUUGGAGUGUUAGUCUUACAAAUUAUAAAUGGACAUAAGAAUGAUCUUAUAAACUAUUCUUGGAGGCAUUGGAAAAAGGGGUCUCUUUCAAAUGUAAUAGAUCCAAUGCUGAGAGGUAUCUCAAGUCCUGUGCCUGAUAUAAUUAAUUGCAUCCACAUUGCGUUGCUGUGUGUUCAAGAAAAGGUUAAAGAUAGACCGACAAUGGGUGAAGUUGUUCAAAUGUUAAGUAACUUAUCUAUGAGCCAUCCAAUACCCUCAGUCCCUGGAUAUUAUGGUGAUGACAACUUAAGUUUAGAUGAUUCAGAGGUUUCAAUUAGUGAUGAUGAGUAUCCCAGAUAGCUCCCAAAAUGAUACCCAACUCAUCAAUCCAAGCACCUACAGUGACAUACUGUGAUUGCUUAUUGCAAUUGAUAUGAUUUUGAUUUUGCAUUGUUCUCGAAUUUUGAUUCAGAGGUUUGAAUUAGUAGUUCUUCUCUGUAGACUUUUCCUCUUCUUUGCACUCUUCUCUUUAAAGGGGUUACGUUCAGACAUAC
Molecule: messenger RNA, 2391 nt
Organism: Ipomoea triloba (trilobed morning glory)
Lineage: Eukaryota; Viridiplantae; Streptophyta; Magnoliopsida; Solanales; Convolvulaceae
Product: putative receptor-like protein kinase At4g00960
Exons: 13
Coding region: 71-2197 (708 amino acids)
Biological process (GO): protein phosphorylation
Molecular function (GO): protein kinase activity; ATP binding
Source: RefSeq, a predicted model, not a curated record